Molecule: messenger RNA, 1660 nt
Organism: Aureobasidium pullulans EXF-150
Lineage: Eukaryota; Fungi; Ascomycota; Dothideomycetes; Dothideales; Saccotheciaceae
Product: PAP2-domain-containing protein
Exons: 7
Coding region: 262-1488 (408 amino acids)
Biological process (GO): phospholipid metabolic process
Molecular function (GO): phosphatidate phosphatase activity
Source: RefSeq, a predicted model, not a curated record
UGAAACACGCAUCUUUUGCGUUCAAGGAGUAGAUAGGUUUGCUCGUGAGCUGAGCGCAUACAGCCCUCCGUUUCUUCCUGUCAUUCUUGUCAACAGUGGACACGCGACACAACAGAGCUCCUUCCUAACAGCACCUUCCGUACCAUCCGCUGACUGUGGGGUCGCAAACGCCUGUCAUCUUUACUCACCACCAUCAGCAUUUCUUAUUUCUCUUGAAUUGUCGUCUGAUUCAAAAACCAUUCUUGCGGUGUUGUUGCUCGCAUGGACGCCUUACGGAACUUGAAGCUGCCCUUUUCGAGUAAGCCGCUGCCUGCAAAAGUAGUCAUAUCCUACUUUCUGGAUUAUGUGAUUAUUGUUAUUCUAGCGAUACUGUUUCUUGCAAUUGACAAAGUCAACGGAUUCCGACAACACUUUGCACUUCAAAACUACACACUCCAAUACCCAUAUGCGGUCCACGAGCGAGUUCCGGCAGGAAUAUGCUAUGUCAUCGUUGUCAUGUGUCCCGCGGCCAUAAUCUGCUUCUGGACGCUCGUCAUCGACGGCCUUUUUGCUCAUUCACAACCCACCGACAAUGAGGGUACGGGCCGAAGACUUGGGCGCUAUAGACUCGUGGACAGACUGUGGGAACUCAAUUGUGGCAUCCUAGGCUUGGCCCUAUCGGAAGGCACUGCGUUUGUCAUCACAGGCGCACUCAAGAAUACGGUGGGCAAGCCACGACCCGAUCUUAUCGACAGGUGCCAACCGAGGGCCGGAUCGGUGGAUCCAUCACCAUAUGGUCUUUCAAACUCCACUAUCUGCACUCAGACCGACAUGAGCAUCCUAAGAGAUGGCUUCAGAAGUUUUCCUUCAGGUCAUUCGAGCAGCUCAUUUGCUGGACUCUUCUACUUGUCGUUAUACCUGGCAGCCAAGCUCCACAUCUGGGACUCGAGAGGUGAAGUAUGGAAGAUUUUCGUUGUCAUGAUCCCAACCCUUGGCGCCGCUUUGAUUGCAGCUAGCAGAAUCAUGGACGCGAGGCACCACCCCUUCGACGUGAUCACUGGCAGCAUGCUUGGUAUAGCAUGCGCCUGGCUAGCUUACCGCCAAUACUUCCCACCAGUCAGCGAGACAUGGCGCAAAGGCCGUGCAUAUCCCAUCAGGACCUGGGGACAGGAAACGGCACCGCCAGCAUCGAUAUCAACGGCAUAUGAGCCGUAUGGCAGACAGGAAACGGAAAUGCAAGCACCAUCGCAAAGAAGACACACGCAGCACUCAAAACACCCUGGCUCAGAUAGCCAAGCAAUGCUGGCGACGCAUGCAGCGCCGUUGCCUUCUGGGGGAUUGGCUGGCACGGCGGCAGAUAGACGGCGUGACGAGUGGGACGCGUCUUCAACCGAAGAGGAUGAAUUCGAGUUGCAGCAGCAGCCUAGAUAUCCUCCGGGAGCGGUGAUGGGAGAGUCGACAGCGUACCUGCCUCGUGCGCACAUGGGCACGACAUCGGACCAGGUGUAAAAACUUGGGAGCUAUUGGGCGACGCGGCCGGCGGCAUGUCAUACGCAUCACGAGUAAGGGUUUUUGGAUCAGGUAAGGUAGGAUAAGGCGUAAGGCUGAGGACGACAGUCGAUAAAAGCGAGACGAAUACAACGUGCAUACAUCACUCACCAACGUAGUAUCUUAUCACGAC